This is a messenger RNA of Schistosoma intercalatum, 3632 nucleotides long. Lineage: Eukaryota; Metazoa; Platyhelminthes; Trematoda; Strigeidida; Schistosomatidae. The record is from the annotation of a GenBank genome assembly.
UUUUUCAGUCUACUAUGAAUCAGUUUGGUCAUCAGUAUACUGUCCAACCACCACCUACCUUUUAUACGAGUGAUAUGAAUUCAUUUGGAAAUGCUGUUCAAAGACCUGGACCCAGGCCUUAUAGUUUUGAAGUUCCACCUCAAGAUUUUCAGUCUACACCCCCUCUUCGGAGUGACAGUGGAUAUUCGCUUUGUCCAUCCCAGUAUUACAGCAGACCUGGGAUAAUGCCUUCCACAGAAGAAACUUGUGUUAAUUUUUCAGAACAACUACCAAUAACCUCUGAAAUCAAUGAAAAUAGCAACGUAGUCGUUGACUAUCAGAAUCAGUUUAGUUUCCGUGUUCCUCCCGAGAUUCCUAGCUGGAUGACCUUAAAUUCCUCAGCUAGUAACUUCUACACUGAUAUUCAAAAAUACACUUCACAACCUAAUCCAACACCCCAGUCGGUAUAUACUGGGAUUCCAGUUCAUUACAAUAGAACUCCUGAGAACUCUACGUUUCAAAAUCGUGGGCGUGUUAGAACUCCUGGUCCUUUCAAGGGAAAUAGAGGAAGUCUUCGAAAUCGCCCCAACCAAGGUACUCACACCGCUAAUACUGCCGGUACGACGACAACUACAAAAGAACCAUCCAUUUUUUACUGCGAUAUUUGCAAAGUUAGUUGUGCAGGUCCACUAGCCUUCAAAGACCAUGAAUCUGGUCAACGCCACAAAAAAAGAUUGUCCCAAGUUGAAGCGAUUGAAAAAUUAAAACAGGAAGUCUCUACCGAUGGAAGUUCAUCAUUAAUUAUUAACUCAGCUUCACGAGAAUUACGUUGUGAGCUUUGUGAUGUUGGUUGCACCGGUGCCGACUCUUAUACUGCCCAUUUAUCUGGUAGACAGCAUCAACGUACGCUCAAGUUACACAAGGAAUUGGGGAAACCAAUUCCAGAAACUGAUGAUCCCCUUGUACCAGCUAUUGUGGCAGAUAUGAUUGCCACUGCCGUUGACGAUGCUAAACCAGUUGAAACGGAUGAAAAUAAAACAAAUCCUACGGAAAACACGUUUAUGAAACAUAUUGAUUUAAAACAACUUGCUGGUCCUGAACUACCUGCUGUUGGACAAGAGUAUUUAGAAACUAUUAUUAAUAGCAACAACAAAACUGUUAAAUAUCGUUGCAAGUUAUGUGAUUGUGAAUUUUCAAAUCCAGAUUCUCGUGAAUGUCAUUUACGUGGUCGUCGUCAUCGUCAACAGUACAAAAAGAAAGUCGAUCCAUCGUUUAUUGUCGAUCCAAAUCCAGGAAAUCAACUUCGUCGAAAAGUCAUAGCAGCUAAAGAAAAGAAGACGAGACGUAACGAACCAAAACAAAAUACUAGCAGUUUCCCCAGUUUCAGUACCUUGCGUAAUAGCAGUAUGACAGGAAAUUGUAUGAGUGGGAUCCCAUAUGACCGUUUUCCUGCACAAGUCCCUCGAAUAUACACGACUCAAACUCCUAAUAAAUCUCUAGAAAGCAGAUACGUCAGUUCUAAGCAUACAUCUUUGCUACCGACAGCUUGGGAAGUUCAGGCAAUGAUGUUGGCUGUAACGAUUUGUGAGCGCUCCUUGAAAGGCGUUAGUAACGACCUUUUAAAACAGGCGCGUUCAGCAUCAGAUCUUCCUGAUACCACCAUAUGUGCUAAAUCUUGUGAUGAUGAUGAUAAUGUGGAUGAAUUGGAAGAAAAAGUUGGUGAACGUCUACUUUGUGGUGUUGUUCGUGUUGGUGCAUUGGGAAAAAAUGUACUCUUAAGGGGUGAACAUUCAGCAGAACUAGUUUUAAUAUGUUCUAAAUGGCCUACUAAAGAGUUAACAACUUAUGUAUCAACUAGUAUUACAAAAUUAAUGGAGUCACUGGAAUCCCGUCUUCAAUAUACUGUCACAGCAGAGCCUACUAUGGGAACAAUUACGGUCGUUGUGUCCUGUCCAGAUCCAUCCUUACUGAAUAAAAGUGACACCUGUGAAGUAAAUUUAAAACCUGCUUGCAAAGAAAACGAAUCUGCGAUAUGGCCUACUAUAACACUGGUAAUCAACUUAACUUCCCCGAUAGUAGUUCAAAAAAAUGAAGCCGCUCCUGAAGAUAAAAAUGAAGUCCCACCAGUUGUCCAACGUUUGAUCGUUAAUGGUCAUCCAAUUCCCAAAGAAAAGUGCAUCAAAUCCAUAGAUGCUCUUGAUCAUGCUUCAUGGUUUCAACAUAUUGCAAGCGGAGGUCCGAUACUCUUAAUUAGUCGUAUAUUACGCGACUUUAUCCAAUCUAAUGAAUACUGGAUCGAAUUAAAUGAAUUUGAUGUUGAAGUACACUUAGAUCACCUCUUAUCUUUAGAGUACAAUAUGGUGAUUCGUUCUGGUUCCACUUUCCUCCCAUCUCAAUGUGGGUCACCGAGAAAUAUGCUUUCUGUACCAAGUGACUUUUUCCAUCCUUGCAAAUUACUACGUAGAUUUUUCGAAUCAAUGGCAAAUGGAUAUUUGUUCUUUGCAAUAAAACAUUCAUCUAAUUCAAAUAACACUGAGGAUUCUCCUAGGGAGAACAAUAUACCUGUGGCGUGUACAAAACCAUUUUAUGUUACAAUUUCUAAUGGAAUAUCAGAUGAAGUUUGUGAAAAAAUAACUGUUUCAGCCCAACAAAUAGUCAGACAAAUUGCUUUUAAUCAAUUAUACAAGGUAAGUGUUCUUAUUCCUGCUCUAGGAUUGUUUUUCUUAUACGUAACUUCAAUGAAUAAACGAUCAUCUCCUUUCGAAAGCAAUCACCUUAGAAUACACACUUGUUUAUAUCACUGUUAGGUUUUACUAUGUUAUACUAUCGCUUUGUAUAUGUAGCUUUUGUGUAUACGUGUCUUAAUUCACCACUGGGUUCUUAUGCAUUCUACACCAGCAAGUUGUCAUGCGUUUUAAAUUACUUAUUCGAUUUGUUUAGACUUUUAUCUCUAAAGAUCGAUUUCACUCCGAUCUGAAGAUAUAUUAAGCUGUUCAAGCACGUUUUGUCUGUAACUUUUGUGUUUAAUUGUUAAUAUUAAUAGUAUACUAUUGUCGUCCAACACCAGUCGUCUACCUCCCGUUGUGUUAAGGGAUAAAUAUAGAAAGUGGUAAGUUGUAUUUUGUUAACAGUGAGUUAAAAGGAGACAGUUAAUUAGCUAAGACAAAUUAACCAGGCUUUUAUUUUCGCUAAUCCAGAUGGACCUUGCAUUCCAAUUUUUUACUGUUUAUUUACAACCAAUUCUCUAGGUUCUUGGUAUGGAACCUCUGGAUUCGCCUCACAACUCAGAUUUUGUCCAGUCAGGUGGUAAACGAGAACAAAAUCCCGAUGUUUCACAAGGUCAGGAUACUUCCGAAGUCGAAUGUUCAGCUGAUGAUAAGAAGCAACAAAAUAAUUCAUCUCUUAAUGUUAGUUCUGUAGCAAAUGGCAUGAAAACACAGGAAUUCGCGGCAGAAGCACUAAACGUUGAGUCAGAAUGUACUCCGGCCAAGCGAACUCGCCGCGCUACCGCUGACUCAAAAUCUUCCAUUUAAUUAUCUGCAUUUCAAUAUUACACGUCCAUUUAUUUGGUUCUACUGUCUUGAAGUUCUUUUAUAUCAUCCACAUGUUGUUCAUUCGUUCUUAAUCAAAUAUACAAUUUCCUAGUUAUCGCG